UUAACUGCGGUCACGCUUUCCUUUCGAGUUGUCAACUCAGCGACGUGUGCGUGCAAAUUGUUUAUAUUUUUUGCAAAAAUAAAUAAUUAAACGUUCAAUUAAAUCAUGGCUUCACAUCCGGUGUUUAUAGAUCUGUCGUUAGAUGAGCAGGUGCAAGAACUGCGCAAGUAUUUCAAGAAGUUGGGUGCCGAAAUCUCAUCGGAAAAAUCUAAUAAAGGCGUUGAAGAUGAUUUGCACAAAAUUAUUGGCGUCUGCGAAGUUUGCUUCAAAGACGGCGAACCAGCCCAGAUCGAUGGCAUUUUAAACAGCAUUGUGUCCAUUAUGAUUACGAUACCUCUGGAUCGUGGCGAGAAUAUUGUCCUGGCAUAUUGCGAAAAGAUGACCAAGGCACCCAACCAGCCGCUGGCGAAAGUUUGCUUGCAGUCACUGUGGCGUCUUUUCAACAAUCUAGAUACAGCGUCCCCGUUGCGGUACCAUGUUUACUACCACUUGGUGCAAGUGGCCAAGCAGUGCGAUCAAGUGCUCGAGGUCUUUACUGGCGUCGAUCAAUUGAAAUCGCAGUUUGCCAACUGCCCACCAUCCAGCGAGCAGAUGCAGAAGUUGUAUCGUCUGCUGCACGAUGUGACCAAGGACACCAAUCUGGAACUGUCUUCCAAGGUGAUGAUUGAGCUGUUGGGCACCUACACCGCCGAUAAUGCGUGCGUUGCUCGUGAAGAUGCCAUGAAGUGCAUUGUCACCGCUUUGGCCGAUCCCAAUACAUUCCUGCUCGAUCCUCUAUUGUCGCUGAAGCCUGUGCGCUUCCUAGAGGGCGAUUUAAUUCACGAUUUGUUGUCCAUAUUCGUAUCAGACAAAUUGCCAUCGUAUGUGCAAUUUUACGAGGAUCAUAAGGAGUUUGUGAACUCUCAGGGUCUCAACCAUGAACAAAACAUGAAGAAGAUGCGUCUGCUUACAUUCAUGCAGUUGGCUGAGAGUUUCCCCGAGAUGAGUUUCGAUACACUGACUAAGGAACUUCAGAUCGCUGAAGACGAAGUAGAGCCAUUUGUCAUUGAGGUGUUGAAGACGAAACUGGUGCGUGUGCGUCUCGAUCAGGCCAAUCGCAAGGUGCACAUCUCGUCGACUAUGCAUAGGACCUUUGGUGCACCACAGUGGGAACAGCUGCGUGAUCUGCUGCAGGCAUGGAAGGAGAACCUCAGCUCGGUUCGUGAAGGCUUGACGAAUGUUUCAUCUGCACAAUUGGAUUUGGCGCGUACACAGAAGUUGAUACAUUAGAAAUACCGAUUGCGAAAUAUCUUAGUGACGUCAAGAUCAAAUAAAAAGCACCGUAAAAAGUUUA
Molecule: messenger RNA, 1333 nt
Organism: Drosophila albomicans
Lineage: Eukaryota; Metazoa; Arthropoda; Insecta; Diptera; Drosophilidae
Gene: eIF3m
Product: eukaryotic translation initiation factor 3 subunit M
Exons: 3
Coding region: 106-1269 (387 amino acids)
Biological process (GO): cytoplasmic translational initiation
Cellular component (GO): cytoplasm; eukaryotic translation initiation factor 3 complex
Molecular function (GO): translation initiation factor activity
Source: RefSeq, a predicted model, not a curated record